GCAAGCUCGCGGCCGCCCUGCCAGACAGGUGUCACUUCAUGAUCCUGGGGAGGGAACAGGCUUGCAAGAGCGUGUUGUGCUAAACUGGUAUUUGAACCCAGGCCCUUGGGCCGCAGCGUCCACCCCACUGGCCAAUCUCUGCUCACAAGGCCUCCUCUUAGGAAAUGGCCAUUUGGUUCAGCUGACCCCGAUCCGGCUCCCCACUGGCUCCCAGCCUGUCCCCUCCCUGACGGUGAUUAAGGAGGACUCCCAGCGGACUUUCCUAGGAGCGUCUUCACUCAGGAGUUUGCUGACAGCCAAGCCAAGGAUGGCAAGCAAGGGGCCCUCAGCCUCUGCGUCCCCUGAGAACUCCAGUGCGGGGGGACCCAGCGGCAGCAGCAAUGGUGCUGGCGAAAGCGGAGGGCAGGACAGCACCUUCGAGUGCAACAUCUGCCUGGACACAGCCAAGGAUGCCGUCAUCAGCCUAUGCGGCCACCUCUUCUGUUGGCCGUGUUUACAUCAGUGGUUGGAGACCAGACCUAACAGACAGGUGUGUCCAGUUUGCAAAGCUGGGAUCAGCCGAGACAAGGUCAUCCCCCUCUACGGCCGUGGCAGCACUGGGCAGCAGGACCCCAGAGAGAAGACCCCGCCCCGUCCUCAAGGCCAGAGGCCAGAGCCGGAGAACAGAGGGGGAUUUCAAGGAUUUGGAUUUGGAGAUGGUGGCUUUCAGAUGUCUUUUGGAAUUGGGGCAUUUCCCUUUGGGAUAUUUGCCACAGCAUUUAACAUAAAUGAUGGGCGGCCUCCUCCAGCUGUCCCCGGGACGCCCCAGUACGUGGAUGAGCAGUUCCUGUCACGCCUCUUCCUGUUUGUGGCCCUGGUGAUCAUGUUCUGGCUCCUAAUUGCCUAAUGCUGGGCUCCCGGCCUACAUCCAUGGCAGGGCCCCUGGACUGGUGCCACACCACCCCCACUCUUGAUGUUUGGCUUCCUGGAUAAUCCCGAGCCCUGGAAUCAGUGGGGUCCGUAACACAUCAAGGAAUCUUGCUUCUCCACCAGAGCUUUAGGACUCAAGACUGUUGUCCAGAACCCUGGAGUGUGGCCACUGCCAUAAACCCUCAGGCCUUGGCACUGCGUCGUCUCUCCUGGGUUACAACAUGAAAUCCUGUUCCAGCCAGCUCGGUAGCUCCUGACUCUGCACCGGGAAGAGGCAGAAGAGAGAAACUGUUGGUGCAACUUCACCUGCGUUUAAUGUUAUAAGAACAAAGGGAUGAACUAAAUGUUAAUUGUGGAAACUUCCUCUCAUCUCAUUAGAUACCCCUUGGUAAGUGGCCUCUGAGGUCAGUGGGGGUCCUCAUACAGAGAGGUUCCGCUGCCAGAUCUCAAUGCUGCUCUGCCCUAUUCCCUCCUCGGCAGAGGUGCCAGAAAUUGCUGUCCUAUAAAGAUCCUAAUUGCAGCAGCUGAAGCUGGAGGCGCAUCAUGAACUCACCAGAGACCCAACGAUCUUUUAUUGGCUCUGGCCAUCCUCAGCGUCUUUGGCCCGAGAGCAGCUUGAAUGACCUUGUUUUUUUGGCAUAGAUCAUCCUGGGAGACGUGUCUCCACUCACAGAUUUCUCAUCACCUUUCGCCCCCAAACCACACACAUGUUCCUUUCUGCCAGAGGGCACAGCCUCCAUUGCUGCUGUGCAUGAGGAAAGACCUGCAGUUGGGACUGCAGAGGGAUUCAGAGCUCCGAUGCAGGAACAGCCGCACAGCAGCCCCGUCCCCAAGGCCACAGAAGUUCCGCGUGCAUCUCCUCGCAGACCUGCCCAAAGGAAACGGGGUUUGUCAAGUCAGCCCCGCUGCAUGUUGAAGACCAUCCGCCAAAUUGUCCUUAAUGAAGAGGCAGCAAAGGGGGAAGCCCCUAAUUUGAUACGGAUUGUGGACACCUCCUUGAACAUGUGCUAAAACCCGGAAGCCUGUGCCUCCAGAGCAGGCAACCUGGUGAUUUGUUCCAGUCGGGCAGGGGCCUGGGGGCCUCAGACGGUGACACAUGGGGUGGCCUUUCUGUGGAAAUCAUGGUGCCCAAGCCCUUGAUUUGUGUUUCAACUUCACAAGCUUCUUUGUCCGAAUCUGAUGGAGGGAGUGUGGUCCAGGCAAGAAGACGGUUCACUUGGUGGUGGAAUAGUCUGUCAGGCCUCUUCCUAGAAAUCCAGUCUGUUCCAGAGACCCCAAGGCUGGGAGGAGAUGGCCUUCCUCGGGAGCCUCUGUCGCGUCACCGGGCCACAGUGCUCCUGGCUUACCUCCAGCAAUAGCCAACAGAGGGUAGAAAGCCCCACCUAAUGGUUUGUUUUUCUUUCCCAGAUGUGGCUCUGCAUAGCAUAUGGAAACCAGGACCUUAUCCAAGAUGGGAAGCCCUCUUUCCAUCUCCCUAGCCCCCAUCCCUUUCUCCUUAUAACCUGUCAAUGCCAGAGUUCAGUGUUAAAAGACAAAAUAUAAGUAUUGAAUAAGUGG
Molecule: messenger RNA, 2466 nt
Organism: Myotis davidii
Lineage: Eukaryota; Metazoa; Chordata; Mammalia; Chiroptera; Vespertilionidae
Gene: RNF185
Product: ring finger protein 185
Exons: 7
Coding region: 308-886 (192 amino acids)
Biological process (GO): ubiquitin-dependent protein catabolic process
Cellular component (GO): endoplasmic reticulum
Molecular function (GO): ubiquitin-like protein conjugating enzyme binding; metal ion binding; ubiquitin protein ligase activity
Source: RefSeq, a predicted model, not a curated record